AGGAUCAGGGGGUUAACGCAGAGGUAGAGAGGACGGACGGUGAGGUUGCAUGGUACGUGUUGGCCGGGAGGUGAACUGGAUGUUACUCAACAGAUUAUAAUCCCACCGUGUGAUCUGAGCGCUAUGGCUUCAGUGAGAGUCGCAGUCCGAGUCCGACCCCUGAGCAAAAGAGAAAAACAGUUGGCAUCAAAGGUGAUAAUCCACACAAAUGGGCACACCGCAACUAUUGUCAAUACCAAGCUUUCACCCAGUGGUAUUCUCAGGAACGGAUUGAAGGAGAGAGGAAAGAGCUUUUCUUUUGAUUUCUCCUAUGACUCAUCUGAUAGAGGAAACCCCAGUUUUGCAUCCCAGGAGAAGAUUUUUCAAGACUUGGGCGCUGAGGUGCUUAAAGCUGUGUUUGAGGGUUUCAAUGCCUGUGUGUUUGCCUAUGGCCAGACAGGCACAGGGAAAUCCUACACCAUGAUGGGACACACUGGAGAUAAGGGUUUAAUCCCACGUAUCUGUGAAGGCUUGUUCUGCGAAAUGUCCCAGAGAAACAAGAGUGAUGAACUGUCGUUUCGCACAGAGGUCAGCUAUUUGGAGAUCUACAAUGAACGUGUCCAGGACCUUCUCCAGAGGGAAACUGCACCCGUAGACAGCGGAGGCUUGAGGGUGAGAGAGCACCCGAGGGACGGCCCUUAUGUAGAGAAUCUGUCCAAGCACCUUGUGCAUAGCCACAGUGACAUGGAGGAGCUGAUUAUUUUGGGGAAUGCCAACCGCACCACGGCCAGCACGGGCAUGAAUGACGUCAGCAGUCGCUCCCAUGCCAUCUUCACCAUCAGCUUCACCCAGGCACGGUUUGACGCAGAGCUGCCAUGUGAGAUGCUGAGUAAGAUCCACCUGGUAGACCUGGCAGGCAGUGAGAGAGCUGAUGCCACACGCACCACAGGCACCAGGCUGAAGGAAGGUGCCAACAUCAACAAAUCCCUGGUCACCCUGGGCAGUGUGAUAUCAGCUCUGGCUGAUCUGAGUGAAGGGGGGCAGACGGCAAAGAAGAAGCACAUCUUCGUUCCCUACAGAAACUCUGUGCUCACAUGGCUUCUUAAAGAUAGCCUGGGUGGAAACUCAAAGACUAUAAUGAUAGCAAUGAUGGCAGCCAUUUCUCCUGCUGAUGUGAACUAUGCAGAGACGCUGAGCACUUUACGCUACGCCAGCCGAGCGAAGGCCAUCGUGAACUCACCUGUGGUGAAUGAAGACUGCAGCGUCAGGUUGAUCAGGGAGCUGCAGGCAGAGAUUGCCAGGCUCCAAAGGCUGAUAGAGGAAGCCAGUCAGGUUUCCCGUGAGAACCCGACUGCGUCUUUGAAGGUAGAAGAGAGGCUGCAUCAGAAUGAGGCAAAGGAGGAAACGCUGGCUCUGAGGAAGGAGGGGAGUGGAGUCAUCCUGGACUGCCAGCUUCCCCAUCUGAUUGGCAUCGAUGAAGACCUGCUCAGCACUGGCAUUAUCCUCUAUCAUUUGAAAGAGGGCAGAACCCUGAUUGGCCGAAGUGAAGCAUCAUGUCGGCAGGAUAUCGCGCUCCACGGGCCUGGGCUGCUGAGUGAACACUGUGUGCUUGAGAACUGUGCCGGGACCGUGAGUCUGAUCCCUCAGAGCGGUGCACUGUGCUCAGUCAACGGGACGGCAGUAACUCAUCCCUGCACGCUGACUCAGGGUGCCAUCUUACAGCUAGGGAGAGGGACCAUGUUCCGCUUUAACCACCCUGUAGAGGCCGCCCAGCUCAGAGAGAAGCGCAAGAGGGGGCUGCUGUCUGCCUUCAGCCUGUCCAUGACCGACAUGUCCAAGUCUACUGAGAACCUGUCCAGGGUAAUGCUGCUCAAUCCAAGUUUCAUUAGGAGGCUGGAGGAGAAGCACAGCCAGGAGGAGGUGGAGUGGCAGCAUGUCCAGGACAGCCUGCGCAGACACAUCCAGGACAUCAAAACACCUCCGAGGCUGCAGCGUGGGACGCCUGAUCAACAGAGGGCAGGAGAGGAGACGGAGGGGAGAGAGAUGGAUGAGACCAGCUGUGGCAGGAUGGACAGGAUUGCUGCUGUGACUGCCGACUCUAGACUCCCAAGCAGCUCUGCACCCUCUGCCUCACCGGAGAAGUGCAUGACCAUGGACAUGCCUGGGAAAUGUCCUGUCUCUCACGCUAGUUUUGAAGUGGAUGGAGAUACACUGCAGGGUGGGAUAAGCACCAGGGAUGGUCAGGAGCAGGAAAGGGACUCAUCUCAUAAAUCAGGGCCAGGGCUUAUGUCUGAGAGGCUGUGGAAGAGAGGUGAGAUUGGGGCUAGAAUUGAAAGUUAUGGGGGAGGGGGGCUUUUUUCAGGGGAUGCCAGCCUCCAGCAGACAAGUGUCCUGGGCCUGGGUGAUGGAUGUGGCGUGGAGCCGGAGGGGAAUGCUAACAAGAGCCAUGGUGUUGUGGCUGACGGCUACAAGGGGAGCACUGGCUCUAGUGGGAGCUCAUUAGGCAGCGUGUCCCACCUGCAGAGCACCGGAGGAGAUAGCUUCAGGUCUGUCCUCCCACUGACGAGUGCUCGUUCUGAGCUCUCCAAAAAGACACACAGCGCUCAGGCAGCCUGCUGUCCACCCGAGGAAACUGUCUUUGAGGACCAGUCCAGCUGUGAAGAGAUUGAUGAAUCCAGGGGUUCAGAGGAGAUCCUGGGAGAGUGUGAAGCAGAGACUGCAGCUCAGAACACAAGACAGGGCUCUCUGGUCAAUAGGGUUUCUUGGAUGGUCCAAGAAGCCGCCUCCAGAGGCGUGAAUUGCCUCUGGAGCUCUCCUAUGGUGUUGCAGCAGGUCAGGGAGGAAGGGCUACAGCCUGUUGGGGCACGCUGGUACAGUCAGGUAGUCUCUCUGGUCAGAGGGAGCCAAGUCCUCUCUGCAGUGAAGGAGAGUCACGUCCUCUCCCUAGUCAAAGAGAGUCACAUCUUCUCUUUGCUAAAGGACAGCUACAUGUUCUCCUUAGUGAAAGAACUGCCACUCAUACAAUACAUCAAGGUGGAGCUAACACAAAACUGUCAACCAGAGGAGGUAGCCAGGACAAUUCAGGCCAACACCAGCCCAGACACAGCCUUAACCAACCUCCCAGCACCGUCCCGUGCCAAGGCAGUAGAAUUGUCACAAAAUCCAUCUCAGGUCCAAGAUGUGGGGUCAAGGGAUCAGAGUGUAGAGUUAAAACAACAGGAUAUGGCUGAUAUUCAUUUAAAACAAGGGGAGAGCGUGAUGAAGGAACUGGCUUUCACAGCUCACCGCAGCCCUAAGCCGAAGCCACAGGCUAGCCAUACACCUGUAGACAAGGAUCUUCAAACUGCUGCUGAGCAGUCACUGAGGUACUCAGUGACUAUGCAGAUGACUGAAAAUGUGCAGAACUUCUGUCAAAAGCUGGUAGAGUUCCCUGAUGCUCUUGCGAACUUGCAAUCUUUGCCCCUGCGAGAAGUGAUAGACUCUUUACAGUCUGUCAUCUCCACCUCAGUGUUCACCUCCCAGAGGACUGUGGCCCUCUACUGGCUGAGAGUGGCUAAAUGCAGCCAACCACAGCCCUGUCCUGCUCUCUUGAUCCUGAAGGAGUCUGGUCUCUACACCCUGACCUCUGACCCAGGGUGUCUUGUGCUAUUCCAUCACCUCCCUUUGCUGCAACUGAAAGAGAUCCAGAUAGGCUUAGCAGGCCAGACUCUACGUUUGAUGGGCACUACAGAGGAGAGCAUCCUGGGGAUCUACACUCACAGCCAGAAGCUAACCAAAGAGCUGUGCCGUGCCAUACUUGAUCUAGUCUGCCUGGGGGACAGCAGGGUCUCUCAGCACCCACUGCUCCAAGGAGACUUGAAAGGGAUGUCUCUAGGCUGGCAGGCUUAUAUUCCUGACCUGCUGUUAGAUGCUGGUUUGAGGGUCUGCUGCCAGUUUCAGAAGACUCUUGCUGAUUUGGUUUACCUUCUUCACGGUAACAUGGGCAAUCAAGAAAAGCCCAGUAUGGGACAGGUGCGGCUACUACUGUACUCUAGUGUCCGGCUGUGCAUUAGCCCCAACACUGACAUUGAGCCAUUAGCCCAGCUUGUCCUUACUGAUACUCACCUAGGCCUGGUGCAGGAGGACAUCAUCUUUCACCCCGCUCCUUGCUCUGUCCAUGUUGAGCCCCGCAACACCCAAUUCCGCAACUUAACUCUUCGUCCUCGUUCAGAUGUCCGAUGUGUGCUUGUGCAUGAUGUAGAUAAGAUUGGAAGUACCAGACUAGAUGUUUUCCUGGCAACGGUAGGGGCCAAAGGUCACCCUGAAAGGGUGACUAAGGCAGCUAUCCCUCCUGUCCAUGCCUCUAAUUCAUCUCCCCAUGCAGAAGUGUGGAAAUUAACUUUCGGUUGUUCCACUGAGGCUGCCUGCCUGAUUAAUCACUUGUCAGAUGUCUGAUCAAGGACUGAACAGCCAAUAAUGAACAGCCCAGCCAGGAAUCUCUCACUCAGAGGGAGCCAUGGGCGUAGUGCAUCCCAGACAAACCAUGCAAGAUAGCUUCAUAAUGACAUGACAACAUUCAUAUGAAUAUUAUGACCUUGGUUGAAUUUUCUGUGUUGAUUAUUUUCUAGACACUUGUCAUUUUAAUCUUAGAUUGAUGUUGCACUUGUAAGUUUUACUCUAAAACGCUUGAUAUUCUGUUCUGUUCUGUUGCUUUUUACCAGACACUCUCCUGUAAUUUUUCAUGUUAAAAAGAGUUUGUUAGCUGACUGUGGAAUGCUGUUUUUGUUAAGGAUGUCAGAGGACUGAAACUUCAGUAUUGUAAACUCAAGGACAGAAAACAUGCAUAUCACUACCCCAUCUAUUACCAGUUUCAUUUGUUUCAUGGAAAUUGUAUUUUUUUAAGGAUUUUACAUUGCAUCUCACCAAACACUUGUACUUAAAUUACCAAUGUUAAAGUUUUGCCAAUGAUAUUUUAUAAACAUUAUAUUUAAAAUAACAAUGUUGAAAUGGAUAAAUGUAAUAAUAAAAUGAAUUUAAAACGC
This is a messenger RNA of Myripristis murdjan (pinecone soldierfish), 5000 nucleotides long. It is a transcript of the gene kif16bb, whose product is annotated as kinesin family member 16Bb. The record is from RefSeq and is a predicted model, not a curated record. Bases 124 to 4413 code for a protein of 1429 amino acids. The transcript has 19 exons. Gene Ontology annotation, molecular function: microtubule binding; microtubule motor activity; ATP binding. Gene Ontology annotation, biological process: microtubule-based movement. NCBI's taxonomy places the organism in Eukaryota, Metazoa, Chordata, Actinopteri, Holocentriformes, Holocentridae.